This is a messenger RNA of Myxocyprinus asiaticus (Chinese sucker), 1323 nucleotides long. Its product is annotated as pyroglutamylated RF-amide peptide receptor-like. The record is from RefSeq and is a predicted model, not a curated record. Lineage: Eukaryota; Metazoa; Chordata; Actinopteri; Cypriniformes; Catostomidae. Gene Ontology annotation, cellular component: membrane. Bases 1 to 1323 code for a protein of 440 amino acids. The transcript has 6 exons. Gene Ontology annotation, molecular function: neuropeptide Y receptor activity; peptide binding. Gene Ontology annotation, biological process: G protein-coupled receptor signaling pathway.
AUGUCUUCAACCACAGAGAUGACAGCCACUACAAAGAUCACUCCUGAGGUCCUUCAUGAACUCCUGCAGUAUUAUAACCUCACUCGUCAGGAAUUCAUCAACACCUACAACAUUCAGCCGCUGGUUUACAUCCCAGAACUCCCCACUGGAGCUAAAAGCACGUUCGUGGUCAUGUAUGUGAUUAUUUUCGUGCUGGCGCUGGUGGGAAACAGUUUGGUGGUUUAUACUGUGGUGCGCAAACGCGCAAUGCGAACAGCCACUAACAUCUUCAUCUGUUCUCUGGCUGUGAGUGAUCUGCUCAUCACUUUCUUCUGCAUCCCGUUCACACUGCUGCAGAACAUCUCUUCAGAGUGGCUGGGAGGUGUUCUAGUAUGUAAGACAGUUCCUUUUGUACAGACUACUGCCAUCGUGACUGGAAUCCUCACCAUGACCUGUAUCGCCAUCGAGAGAUACCAGGGCAUCGUUUAUCCACUCAAACUGAAAAGGCAGUACACUCCGAAACGAGCCUACAAAAUGUUAGGACUGGUGUGGAUAGCUGCUGUCAUGGUGGGAUCGCCAAUGCUAUUUGUGCAACAGUUAGAGGUAAAGUAUGACUUCCUGUACGACCAUCAUCACGUGUGCUGUCAGGAGCGCUGGCAUUCUCUGGUCCACCGACAGGUUUACACCACCUUUAUCAUGGUGGCCCUGUUUCUGCUUCCGCUGGUCGCGAUGCUUUUACUCUACAGUCGCAUCGGGAUCGAACUCUGGAUACGCAAACGUGUGGGAGACUCUUCUGUCCUGAGCACCAUGAACCAUAGAGAGAUCAACAAAAUAUCUAGGAAGAAGAAACGUGCUGUUAAAAUGAUGAUCGCAAUCGUCCUGUUGUUCACUAUCUGCUGGGCGCCGUUUCAUAUUGUGCACAUGCUAUUUGAAUACAAUGAUCUGGAGAAGAACUACAACGAGGUCACCGUGAACAUGAUAAUCGCCGUGGUACAGGCCAUCGGUUUCUCCAACUCUUUUAACAAUCCCAUCGUUUACGCCUUCAUGAAUGAAAACUUUAAGAAGAGCUGUGUUGCCACUCUGUCAGCUUACCUGCGGCAACCUGGCCUCCAGGGCGGCGCCGUCGAGAGACCAAACAUCAGCGUGCACUUCUCCAGACAUCUCAAAACGGAAGCAUUCAGUAGCAACAUGACCAGCGGAAACAACGCUAAUCUUCACACACCUCAGAACCUCAGAGUGUUGUCGUCAUCACACGGCAAUCUGGAGAUAUCGACAGCAUUCGCGGAGCAGAAAGUCAACACCGAUACCUCCCAGCUACCUUCUAGCAGCUCCUGCGUCAAAUAA